UUCUGUGACGCAAGGGUAUUUAAAGUAGCCUUAACAGGAGGCGUAAACGAAUCAUUCGCUGGCAGAUAUGGCGGCGUCCUCCACUCUUGCAAUGCGCAUGCUCACCCGCAACCUUUUCCCAAGCACUGUGAAGCGCGUGUUUGGAAUGGCUGCUCCACAGCUGAUGAAGGUGUUUGUGACGAGAAGAAUCCCCCAGGAAGGCUUCAAACUACUAAAACAAUCUGGCAUCUGUGAUAUCCAGCACUGGGAUUCCGAUGAACCAGUACCAAGGGAAGAGCUGCUGAAAGGAAUUUCUGGAGCACAUGGGGUUCUGUGUCUUAUCCCUGACAAGAUUGACAAGGAAGUCCUAGAUGCUGCAGGAAACAGCCUGAAAGUGAUUAGUACUUUCUCAGUAGGGUAUGAUCAUCUUGCCAUUGAGGAGAUCAAGAAGAGGGGGAUUCGUGUGGGAUAUACCCCAGAUGUGCUGACAGAUGCCACUGCUGAGCUUACUGUAGCUUUGCUUCUUGCAACUGCUCGUCGACUACCAGAGGCUGUGGAAGCAGUCAAAACCGGUGAAUGGAGCUCCUGGAAACCCCUCUGGAUGUGUGGCUAUGGACUAUCAAAUAGCACUGUAGGAGUUGUUGGACUCGGAAGAAUAGGCUUGGCAAUUGCAAGGCGACUUAAACCCUUUGGAGUAAGGAAGUUCUUGUACACUGGACAGCGACCAAAGCCUGAGAUUGCUGCAGAAAUCGAGGGUCAAUUUGUGCCAAUUAACCAACUUGUUGAGGAAUCUGACUUUGUUAUACUGUCCUGUGCUUUGACUCCUCAAACACAAGGCCUAUUUAAUAAGCAAUUAUUUGCCAAAAUGAAGAAAACUGCUAUAUUCAUCAACUCAAGCAGAGGUGCUGUUGUCAACCAAGAAGAUCUUUAUCAUGCUCUCAGUACUGGACAGAUUGCAGCUGCUGGCCUAGAUGUUACUGUUCCAGAGCCUCUACCUUUAAACCACCCUCUGCUAACCCUAAAAAACUGUGACAGUGCUCUGUCUGAAGCUCCUGGCAAUGGGAAGCACAGGCCUGAAACUCCUGAAUGAGCAGACUGAGAAUAGCCAUUACUUUUACAUUUUGAGCCACUGAUGAUCCGCAGAUUCCUUUCUGCGUCACUGACGCUGCAGAGUUUGUAUGUUCUCCCCAUUUCAGUACACAUUUUAACCUAAUACUCCAAUAUCCAGUUUUAAUCCCAAAGUUAUUAGGUUAAUUUACAUUUCUGAAUUAAAUGAGUGUGGCUGGCAUCCCAUCCAUCUUGGCUCUCGCCUUAUACUUGAUCCCGUAGAGCAGAAAACAUUUGACAAAAUAGCUGACUGGCUUGUUUACAGAUACAGUAUGCUGUGCUGAUCUAAAUUUUUAUUUGGAAGUUUACUUUGGUCAAGAACUCUGUCACAAAAUAUCCUUUUAUUUUUGUUGUGAGAACCAUUUGGAUGUGCUGCUGAGGUACAGUACA
This is a messenger RNA of Polypterus senegalus (gray bichir), 1476 nucleotides long. RefSeq names its product glyoxylate reductase/hydroxypyruvate reductase-like. The record is from RefSeq and is a predicted model, not a curated record. Gene Ontology annotation, molecular function: glyoxylate reductase (NADPH) activity; hydroxypyruvate reductase (NADH) activity; NAD binding. Lineage: Eukaryota; Metazoa; Chordata; Cladistia; Polypteriformes; Polypteridae. The transcript has 9 exons. Gene Ontology annotation, cellular component: cytosol. Bases 68 to 1069 code for a protein of 333 amino acids.